Messenger RNA from Penicillium riverlandense, 990 nucleotides. RefSeq names its product velvet factor family protein. The coding region runs from base 1 to 990 and encodes 329 amino acids. NCBI's taxonomy places the organism in Eukaryota, Fungi, Ascomycota, Eurotiomycetes, Eurotiales, Aspergillaceae. The record is from RefSeq and is a predicted model, not a curated record. The transcript has a single exon.
AUGCCCAGUCCCGUCCACUCGGAAAAGAGCGCCGCCGCACCAUGCACAAGCAGUGCAGCUCCGUCCACCAGGGCGAGCAGCAGCAGCCACAACGAACCACCGUCAAGACAAAGAUCACGGCCAACAAGCUAUAGCAUGCCGUUAGGGUUUGAUAGGCUUCUUCAUCACCUUCCAGCAUCAUCACCGCCUCCUCCCCCUCCACUACCACGGCAACCACGCCGCCCAUCCACACAGUCCCGCUACCACCUCCAUGUCCGCCAGCAGCCCGAAGCCGCGCGAGCAUGCGGCGCCGGCGACAGAGACCGCCGCCCCGUCGACCCGCCUCCGAUAGUGCAGAUCCUCCUAACAGACUUCGAUCCAGUCUCGCAAGACGAUCGCGAUAUCCUGCAAGACCCGCGAUUCACCGUAGGCUGUCUGCUCUUUCCCGUGUCGUCGUCUUCCCCAUGGGCGGAGCCCACCGACGCAGACCCAACACGCUCCAAGCGCAGUAGUAUCAGCGAAGGAGGCGACGGCGUCGCCCGUUCCGACGAUACCUUCUCCACGCCCUUGCUUUCCGGCAAAGCUUUCAUGUCCCCCUUCUACGUGGACGAAGACCCAGACCCGACAUCCGCACCAAUACACCCAUCAUAUUCCCCGUCCGGGGACAUCAUCUCCAGAAACACAAGCAGAAGAAGCACGCCAUCCUCCUUGUCACGGCCUCACAUCCACCCACCAGCAACAUUCUUCAUCUUCGCAGACCUCUCCAUCCGCUCGGCAGGCCUGUACCGGCUUCAAUUUCGGCUCAUGAACUGGGGCUCCGUCGAGGAUACGGGCCAGUCCAUGCCUAUUCUUGCGGAGGCGUGGUCGGAGCCGUUCCGCGUGUAUCCCGCAAAGGAUUUCCCGGGGAUGCAGGACUCGUCGAAUCUAGCAGAGGGGUUGAAAGCUCUUGGAUUUGUGGAGCUAAAGACGAGGGGGAAGGGGAAAGGGAAGGGGAGGAGGAAACCUUAUUGA